Molecule: messenger RNA, 1351 nt
Organism: Branchiostoma floridae (Florida lancelet)
Lineage: Eukaryota; Metazoa; Chordata; Leptocardii; Amphioxiformes; Branchiostomatidae
Product: caspase-2-like
Exons: 8
Coding region: 56-1351 (431 amino acids)
Biological process (GO): proteolysis; regulation of apoptotic process
Molecular function (GO): cysteine-type endopeptidase activity
Source: RefSeq, a predicted model, not a curated record
CCUACAAACUUAAACAGUUGUCCUCACUUUGUGCUCACAAGCGUUAUCUCUUAAAAUGAACAACAAAGACAGAAAGCUGCUCAAGACGAACCAUUUGUACCUUUUGAAUAACUUAGAAAUUGAGAGGGUGAUAGAGGUCCUCUAUGAAGAUGCCAGGGAUAUUUUACAAGAUGAAGACGUUGCAGUGUUGAAGAGCAAAGCUACCCUCAGAGAGAAGCGUAAAGCACUACUAGAGUUGCUGCCACGCAGGGGACCGCAGGCGUUCCAAGCCUUCUGCGACGCUCUGGAGCACGAGAAUGUCAAGCAGAAGUACAUCGUGGACCAACUCCUGGGAAGAGCAACCACUCCAGAAGGAGCGUCCUCAAAUGUUCAAGAAACAAGACAGAUAGAAGAGGGAAUAAGCCAGAUCGCUAUUAGCGGUGCUAGUGGGGAACCUAGCGGACCAUCAACUCCUGCGACCGUCAGCUUGGAUGACACAGACGGCCCUAUUCAGGUGAACGUAGAGCCGUGUACGGAGAAGUUCUUUCACAACAUGAACUCACAGGAAAUUUGUUACACCAUGGUGAAACAGCCCCGUGGUCUGGCCUGUGUCGUGAGCAACACCGUGUUUGAUGCCAGUACCGAGCUAAAGGACAAGCCUAGGAAUGGGGGGAAAGUCGACCUAAAGAACAUCACAACACUUUUCAAGAAGCUCGGGUUUGUAGUGAGGGAACUUUGUGACAAAACAGCAAAGGAAAUUAAAGAUGGUAUUCAGUCUUUCGCGAAUGAUGAAGCACACAAGACUGCCAACUGCUGCGUGGUGGUGAUGAUGUCACAUGGCGUGCCGGAACACAUCUACGGCAGGGACGGGCAGCUGGUCAACAUCCCCAACAUCAUCAACAUGUUCAACAACACGAACUGCACUCCACUGCGGGGGAAACCCAAGCUCUUCUUCUUCCAGGCCUGCCGUGGAGAAACAGUUGACAAGGGCACGGCAGUUCCAGCCGUGCCGGAUUCUGGGUCUUUGUUGCCGAGUAACUUUCUGGAGAAUGCCAUUGGUCAAGACGAACCUGACGGCGCGCCUGAUCAACCAAGCAACACAGACAUGCUGAUAUGUUACCCCACGCAACUCGGGAACGUGUCCUUCCGCAACCCCGCCUGUGGCAGCUGGUUCAUCCAAGCCCUCACCAAGGUCUUCAUGAAUCGAGCUAAGGACCAAACUGUUCUGUCCAUGAUGACAACGGUGAAUCGUCUUGUGUCUGAGAAUACAGCAAGCACAUCGGAUCCUGCAUAUCGUGGUGGGAAACAAUCAUCAGAGUGCAUCCACCGUCUGGGAAAAGAGUUGUACUUCUUCCCUGGCAUUACAAAGUAA